GAUCACUCGAGCAUAACUAUAGCCGGGAGGAAGUGAGGUGACUGCAACCACACAAAACACUGGCGUAGCACAGCAAAGGGUGCUGAUCUCUCCCAUUCAUACCACCACAAGCUGGUCUGUGCUGUCUACAGAGGAGCCAUGGACCGCUACAGAUAUUUCAUAUUUAACCAGAGGAGUGUUGUGGUGCUGGGGAUCCUGCAGAUCGCCUGUGCUGGGCUGUGUGUGGUCUGUGGCUUCAUCGAUGCUGCUUUCAGGAAGGACACUACUCUGAGCAACACCAGGAUUCCUCUCUGGGCUGGAGUGAUAAUGGGCAUUCCAGGAGUCCUAGCUUUGUUUUCAUCGCAGAAGAAGAACCCAUUGCUGGUGACCAUCAUGACUGCUGCCUCUCUGUUCUCUUGUUUCACUACCAUGAUUAUAAUUGUCUACUGCUCCCUGACAUUAAGCUACGGAGAGGAGGAUGAUGAGCUCUUUCACCCUUAUUCACAUAUUCGGACACAGCAUGCAAAGUUUGUUCUCACUAAGCUUAUUCAAGGAGCCAAUUUGACCAUGCUGAUUGCCUGUACCUUUGGCAUACUGCUAGCUCUGUUCAUUGCCUUCACUGGCUACAGGAGCAUCCCGUACUGUGCCUGUUAUGACAGCGUCACUGGACUGGAGUCCCUGGAUCCAGAUGAUGACCAGAAUCUACAGACAGAGUUGGUUUGUACCCGGCUGGCAGGUGGCGACAGCAGGCUGUUCAAUGCUCCUGUGCAGCUCUAUGAACAAGAGGAGGAGAUUUCUUCUAAACCCCCUCCCUAUGUCAGACUGGUCUGAAAUGCAACUGGGCACACACGCUUUGAAUAUGCUGUGUGCACAUUUGUAAUAUUAGUCGAUUUUUUUUCUUUUAGUUUUUUUUUUUUUUUUU
This is a messenger RNA of Polyodon spathula (Mississippi paddlefish), 901 nucleotides long. RefSeq lists its product as uncharacterized. NCBI's taxonomy places the organism in Eukaryota, Metazoa, Chordata, Actinopteri, Acipenseriformes, Polyodontidae. The coding region runs from base 139 to 810 and encodes 223 amino acids. The transcript is spliced from 7 exons. Gene Ontology annotation, cellular component: membrane. The record is from RefSeq and is a predicted model, not a curated record.